Protopolystoma xenopodis is the source of this 270-nucleotide messenger RNA. NCBI's taxonomy places the organism in Eukaryota, Metazoa, Platyhelminthes, Monogenea, Polystomatidea, Polystomatidae. The record is from the annotation of a GenBank genome assembly.
AUGCUGCAGCUGAACUCCGGAAUCCGCGGAUCAAUGGCUGUACCUCAUUUCGCGGCUCGAAAGAGCACCACUUCUCGGCAAUCCGACGGUGUUGGGUACUUGCCAGUUGUUACGAUUGCUUCUGGCCAUUCUUGUUCAGCUGUCGAGGUCGGACUAACGUCGAACAGCUUCAUAAGCGACUUCUUUAAACGAGUUCGUCAGCGCCCUGAGUCGUCAUUCGUACAAUCAGAUACCGGACUCUCGGUAAAGUAUUAUAAGCACAUCGGUUAA